AAGAAAGAAAAUGCCACAGCUGAAUAACAUAAAUUGUCCAUCAAACUUCUCAUCAGACAGCAAUGUAACAUGCAGCAGCAUGCAGCUAAAUGCAUACAGUAUUGCUUUGAUCGCCAUGUACAGUGCUGUCCUUAUAGGAGGCAUCACAGGUGCAAUACUCAUGAUCUGCAUCCUGAAAUCAAACAUAAAGUCUGUGACGACAACUGCUGUCUUAAAUCUUAUUGCCAUACAUGUCGUCUUCCUCCUGACUGUGCCUUUUCGGAUGUAUUAUUAUGCCAGCAAUAACUGGAGCUUGGGACCAGUCUUCUGCAAGGUGGUCAGUGCUAUGAUCCAUGCACACCUGUACAUAGCUUUUAUCUUUUAUGUGACUAUUUUGGUGAUCAGGUACCUCAUGUUUUUCCAGAAGUCAGGUAGGGUGGAAUUCUACAGAAAACUCCAUGCUUUGGGCUAUAGUGCGGCAGUGUGGGCAGUCAUUCUCAUUAUUGUUUUGCCAGCCUAUCUUUCCCAGUAUGGUAAUUCCAAACAUUAUUGCAAUACAACAUGUUUCCACUUUCAAGGAGAGCUUGAGAAUUCAUGGGUGCGUAGCGUGAACUACACAGUGAUUGCCAUUGUGCUUACUACAGUCUCUGUAUUGUUCUGCUGCCAGCUGUACAUAUUAUGGAAAGUUGUAAGACAGCAUAGGGCUGGCUCGUUUGCUCACCAAGAGUUCUGGGCUCAGAUAAAAAGCUUGUCCUUUGUGUUGGUCAUGAUAAUCUGUUUUGUUCCAUACCACAUGUUUAGGAUCUAUUAUCUACAACAUGUCAAUGACAGCACCUAUCUGUACCAGCAAAAUGAGGUCUAUCUGGCCCUCACUGCUCUCAGUUGCUUUGAUCUGUUGACCUUUUUAGGAAGAGGCUCUUAUUUGUACUGCCCUUGCACUUCAGUAAAAAGCAUAUUUCCUUGCUGCUGAAUCCAUACCCGAUCAAAUGUGGGUGAAGCAUAUUAACAAGGUACCUAUGGUUCUGGCCUAACAUGGACCUUAGCAGCACCUACAUAUGCUCUUGUUCACAAAAGUGGUCAGUGAACAAAAGCAUAUGUCUGGAAUGAAAGCCUACAGUCCUAAUGCAGAAAGCAAUAUUAAACAGUCAUUGAGUACUACUAGCACUCAUGAGACCCUUUAGGUCAAACCAAAGCUCUACUGAAGAGUUUUAAUGAGUGGAGGAAAUACAACCUUUCCCAUGAUAUUCAGUUAGUAAAGAAAAAAGACAAAAUGGUAAAAACAUUAUAAAUUAAUAGGCAGCUGCGAUUAGAAAUACAUCCUUACCAUUAGAUGAAAAAAACUGCUCUUGAGAUGUUCAAGUAUAACAUCAAGCAAACCACAUUAGCAAAUCUCCUUCAUAGAACAUGUUAACUGGAGCUGGAAACAUUCAAAUCACCUCUAUGAGAACAUGCUAACUGGAGCUGGAAACAUUCAAAUCACCUCCAUGAGAACAUGCUAACUGGAGCUGGAAACAUUCAAAUCACCUCCAUGAGAACAUGCUAACUGGAGCUGGAAACAUUCAAAUCACCUCCAUGAGAACAUGCUAACUGGAGCUGGAAACAUUCAAAUCACCUCCAUGAGAACAUGCUAACUGGAGCUGGAAACAUUCAAAUCACCUCCAUGAGAACAUGCUAACUGGAGCUGGAAACAUUCCAGUUCAGAGCACUUUGAUCUCACAGGAUCAUCCCCCUGCUGCCGUGAGGUACCUGGAGUUAUUUCAGAUGUAACACUUGCUGCCUGCACACCUGCUGUAUCAAUUAUCUCUGUUUGCAGUAGGCACAAUAACAGUAUGUACCAAUAUACAAUAUUCUAUGGUUCCUCAGCCAGGAUACCGGAUAGCACUGGGGACCUCGAGUCAAGAAAGCCUCUGUUCCAAGGAUCAUAUACAGAACAUGUUUAGUAAUGUAAAUAAAUAACAUUAAAGUAACCCCUCCUUUCAGGUGUUAUUUUUAAUUUUUAAAAAUGUACAUGCAUAAAGAGUUAAUUGAA
Messenger RNA from Polyodon spathula (Mississippi paddlefish), 2008 nucleotides. Its product is annotated as probable G-protein coupled receptor 141. Lineage: Eukaryota; Metazoa; Chordata; Actinopteri; Acipenseriformes; Polyodontidae. Gene Ontology annotation, biological process: G protein-coupled receptor signaling pathway. The transcript has a single exon. Gene Ontology annotation, molecular function: G protein-coupled receptor activity; oxysterol binding. Bases 11 to 949 code for a protein of 312 amino acids. Gene Ontology annotation, cellular component: membrane. The record is from RefSeq and is a predicted model, not a curated record.